Molecule: messenger RNA, 891 nt
Organism: Darwinula stevensoni
Lineage: Eukaryota; Metazoa; Arthropoda; Ostracoda; Podocopida; Darwinulidae
Source: the annotation of a GenBank genome assembly
AUGGUUCAUUAUGCAUAUUUUCCUGUGCGGUUGUUGGUCGCAUGGAAGUCUCCAUUAGAGAUUUCCCUUUGGGACUUCAUGUACUUCCAGAUCAGCCUACACAUGGGAGACUUAAAGCUCAUUGACAUCGAAUAUUCCAUAAACUUCAAGAACCAUAAAAUACCCUCGGAAGACGACAUCUACGAGAUAGCAGACAAGCUACCAAAGUUGUCAGAUGCAUGGCAAAACUUAGGACGAGACCUGGGACUUGACGAGAAAGUGCUUGGGAAAAUCCUACAAAUAAGUAAAACGCGACCGACGUGGACGACACACAUUCUUCUGAAAGAGUGGAGAAGCUCUUCAACGACGGACCGACCGUCCACAUUAAGGGUACUCUACUCUGCCCUAGAGAGGCAAGGUAUUACAUGCUCCUACCUACGGAAAAUACCUGUGGAAAACCAAUCUGACCACAUCGUCCGAAAAGGCUUUGACAUCCUGGAGAACAUGGUGUCAGGUCAGAUGGAAAGCCUCAACGGGCUGAGGACUCCGUCCAAGGACAUCCAAUGGAAGACCAUAAGAAGUUGUCAUUGGAGGUUCCAUUGCUGGACGUCCAAUGGAUGCCCAAAACAGGAUCUCUGGACAACUGGACUGUCCAUGGACGAGUUUAGGAUCACGCAUGGCUACUUGGUGGAAGUCAUCCCCGGAAGUUCUAAGGAGAUUGAUGACUUAGUGAAACAUGAGAACGUGAAUGCCACGCAGGAGCUUUUGAUGGAAAUACGCGAAAAGAAGGAUGAGCAGGAGGACCUGGGGAUUACAUUCGGAGAAGGAGAAAAUGUUGAUCAGAGUAUCCAAGAAAGCAGAAAACGCCCCAUUUCAAAGACUCAACUUCAAACUGAGGCGGCUCCGACGUGA